AUGGGCAAAAAGAACAAGUCUGCAUCGCGGAGGCAGAAAUAUGCAAAGCAUGACUAUGAAAAAAUGAAAAUGGCGUACGAUGCGGUAAAAAGUGGGAAACUAUCUCUGAAAAAGGCGGCUGAAAAAUUUGGGGUAAAAAAGUCAACGCUGUACGACCGUGUAUCUGGUAAAAUUGAUGUGUAUGCCUCCAGUGGAAGAAAACCCGCAUUGAAUCCAGAAAUUGAAAAAAGAAUUGUAGAUAAUGUUACACAGACUGCCGAAAAGGGUUUUGGGAUUUCUAGGCAACAACUUUUAUCAAGAACUGGCAUUCUCUGCAAUAGAUUGAAGCUGAAUUGUUUUGUAAACAAGCAACCUACAAAACAUUGGUGGUAUGGGUUCAAAAGUCGACACCCAGAAAUUAGUCUGAGAAAACCAGAAAAGUUGGGUACGGUCAGGGCUAGAAUGUUAAAUGGGGUAGUGGUUCAGCGGUAUUUCAAUGAUUUGGGGAAAAUAAUCGAAAAUUUGAAUCUACAAAAUGCACCAAAGAAAAUUUGGAAUGCCGACGAAACCGGCAAACAAUUAGAACACUCACCUGUUAAUGUUGUUGCACGGAAGGGCACAAAAAACGUUGUUGGUCGAACAAGUACUGACCGUAGCAACAUCACAAUUAUGGCAUGUGUAAAUGCUUCAGGCGAAAAGAUGCCGCCCAUGCUAGUGGUAAAAGGGAAAACAAAGAAGUCCCUGUACGGAUACAACACGGCGGAAGCCCCUGAAAACAGCAUGUGGACUUUCAAUGAUCGUGCUUGGAUGGAUGAGGAGUUGGGGGAGCAAUGGUUUAAAAAUGUGUUUAUUCCCAACUGCGGAAACGAACGUCCCCAACUCCUCAUUCUUGAUGGGCAUGGGUCUCAUGAGACUUUAGGCCUAUUAGAGCUUGCCGAUCAGGAAGGCAUCCAUGUCCUCGCUCUGCCCCCACAUACAACACAUUUUCUUCAACCGUUGGACAGGUCGGUGUUUGGCCCAUUCAACAAAGCAUACAACAAAUUCUGCUCCGAUUUCCUCUCCCAGAAUGCCGCCCAUGUAAUCAACAAGUGGACCUUCCCUUCCCUAUUCAAAAAAGCAUGGGAAGAAGGGAUUACAGCCGAAAAUAUUGUUAGUGGUUUCCGGGCAUGCGGUAUUUAUCCCUUUGACCCACAAGCUAUUCCAGAGAGCGCGUAUCUACCAAGUUCAGCCUAUGACAUCCCGCAAAAUUCUGCUCCAACUACCCCUGAUCUUUCCCAGUCAAUAAAUACGGCUACUGUCACUGCUGAGGUUCACAAUGUCCCAGACCCUACAUACUUAACUUCCCCUGAUCUUUCUCAGUCUACAAACAAAAACACGGCUACUGUCACUUCUGAAGUUCACAAUGUCCCUACAUCCUUAACUUCCCUUGAUCUUUCUCAGUCUACAAACAAAAGCACAGCUGCUGUCACUGUUGAGAUACACAAUGUCCCUACAUCCUUGACUUCCCUUGAUCUUUCUCAGUCUACAAACCAAAAUACGGCUGCUGUCACUGCCGAGGUACACAAUGUCCCUACAUACUUGAAUUCCCCUGAUCUUUCUCAGUCUGCUAACAAAAAUACGGUUUCUGUCACUGCUGAAGUACACAAUGUUUCUACAUACCCCACUACUCCUGAUCUCAGUGACAGUAUUGUUCCAAUUCCCGAUGUGGUCGCGGAAACGCAGGUACUGGAAAGCAUUAAUGAUCUUCAUGUUUUACCAUCUGAUAUCCUGGAAAAUCCUGUCCCAGCAGCCGCUGUUUUGCCCACAGAAGCAGGUGAAUUCGAGUCAAAAGACGCAAAUAGUCAAUCAGAAAUCGAAAAUCCAGAACAUUUGCUUACUCUGAUUAACAUGGGACUAAUUGAAGUUGUGCAAAAUCCAGAGGUGUCGGAGGAGGUAGAACUGAAUACUUCAUUUUGGAAUACGGAAAUCGACAACAUUUUUACUCCUGUUGCUGCUGUUCAAUCGUCGGAAAAAAAGCCUAAAAGUCGGGCGAUAACUUCACACCGGCUUCUGACAAGCUCGGCUAUUAUACAAGAAAAAAGAGAGAAGUUAGAGAAAAAACAAAAAUUAGAGGAACAGAAGCAAGAGAGAAAGAGGAAAAGAGAGGAGAAACGGAUGAUUAAGGAAAACAAAGGGAAAAACAUGAAAAUAUGA
Saccostrea cuccullata (small rock oyster) is the source of this 2172-nucleotide messenger RNA. RefSeq lists its product as uncharacterized. The transcript has a single exon. The record is from RefSeq and is a predicted model, not a curated record. Gene Ontology annotation, molecular function: DNA binding. Lineage: Eukaryota; Metazoa; Mollusca; Bivalvia; Ostreida; Ostreidae. Bases 1 to 2172 code for a protein of 723 amino acids. Gene Ontology annotation, cellular component: nucleus.